UGGGGAUGGAGGAAGGGCAUGAAUUCACUGUGUUGGGGUGUGUAUACCCCAAGUUCUUAAUGGUUCAUGAUAUCCAGCCACCAGCGCUGGAUAUAAAAGGCUUUCUAACACUAGCCUGUGGCAGAUGCAUCUCAUAGGGAAGAUUAGCAUGGCCCCUGAGCGAGGAUGACAUGCAAAUUUGUGGUGGUCCGUAUUUUUUGAUGAUUUUAAAUGAUGCUUUAGAAAGUUUUGUUGUUGUUGUUGCUGUUUUUGUUUUUGUUGUUUUAAAGUUGAGCGUGGUAGUAAAAGCCUUUAAUCCCAGCACUUGCGAGGCAGAGGCAGGUGGAUCUCUGAGUUCGAGGCCAGCCUGGUCUACAAAGGUUCAGGUCUACAAAGGUCAGCCAGGGCUGCACAGAGAAACCCUGUCUCAGAAAACAAAACAAAACAAAAUGAACAAAAAAGGCGUCCUAGGGUAAUACCAUCCCAAUUACGAAAGGGUGAAAGGGAGAGGAAGCACCCAGCAAGGCCGUGUUAGAAAGGGGAGGCAGGUGGGAGGGCUGUCCUGGGUGGGGAGUAGAAGAGGUAGAGUUUCCCAGGCUCCUCCCUCCCCAGCUCCCUUAUCCUCAGCUACCCUGGGACUCACCCAGCCUAUAGCUGCCUUGUGAAGAGCACUCUAGACUCUAGAUCAGGUUCACUGAGCUAAGGAAGCUGUCAGGCCAAGAACACCGCUCCCUGCCCCAUCGAGAAAGAGCACAUGCCAAGGGACAGCAACUGAGGCCCAGGUGAGAGAGAAGGCAAAGCAAAAUGGGCUGCACCUUGUGGAAAGAGGACUCCUUACCCCAACCAACCAGAACCACAUUCUCCGUCAGAGACUGAGUCCACAAAAUACGGCUCAGAGCAGACCAGAGGUGCCCUGGAAGCCAUACCUCCCCCAUAUCAGGGUCCUAGGGGAGACUCAUUUACCACCAUCACACUGAGGCCACAGUGACAGGAUCAAAGCGAGAAGGCCAGGUUUUUAUAUCCAGCCAGCAGGAGCCAGACUCCAUUAACCCUUUAUGGCUCUGGGCAGAUGGGGUAGGACACAAGAUACCUUCCUCUGACACUGCUCAAAAUAGGCACAUGGGACAGUGGUCCCUGACCAAGGAAGGUAUGUCCCGUGGUAAUCCUUUCUGGAGGCCUACACGUCGCUCUGUCUUGUGCAUUCUUGUCUCAGUUCCCCACAUGGUGAGAACUGGUGUCUGAGGGCCAUGGGGAAGAGAGGAGCCAGAUUGUCCUGCACCAUUCUCACCUCAACCAGGUGAGUGGUAGGGGAAUAGGAUGAUUCAGGAAUAAAUGCUCCGUCCCAGGCCACUCCACUCACACCCACCCACAGACCUCUGAGAAACACACAUCCAAGAGAGGAUAUGGGAGACAGACUUUUUCUCAGGGCUAGAAAGAGUCAGUGCUGGAAAGAGAGCAGGGCCUUCAACAGGGCUCCGCCCCUAACCCCGCCCUUAGCCCGGCCGCACCCAGGGGGCCCAGAGUCCUUCGACUUUGAGCCCAGCAGCUGUGGCGACGUCAGCUAGAAGCAGCAGCCCAGGCCCCAGGUGAGGUGGUCCUGCCAUUGCCCUGCCUUCGGGUAAACAGCCAGGUGCUCCACCACAGGGCUGGGAGGAAAGAUUGGGUUUGCCAGGGACCAGGGCAGGGAGUCAGCUGCCCAGGGGCUUUCAGUACCGCUGCUUAACGCUGGUUUCAGCUCCGACCUGAGUCUGGUUGGGUGAAGUCCUGAAUCUUUUGGAACUCCAGACGUUGCCCAGCUCAGUCUCAAUGGGGCUGCUCCUGCCGCUGCUACAGCCCAUUCUACUGCUAAUGAUUCUUUUGUGGCUGCCGCCGACAUCCCCCAACCUGGCCUGGCAGUGCCCACGAACACCCUUCGCAGCAUCCAGAGACUUCAAUGUGAAGUACGAGGUCCCCAGCUUCUCCGCAGGGGGCCGGGUACAGGCCACGGCAGCCUACGAGGACAGUGAAGAGGGGGGUGCGGUGUUUGUGGCCACACGCAAUCGCCUGCACGUGCUUGGGCCUGACCUGCAGUACCUAGAGAGCCUGACCACUGGGCCUGUCGGGGACCCUGGCUGCCAGACUUGUGCGAGCUGUGGUCCAGGCCCUCACGGACCACCAAACGACACAGACACUGUAGUGCUGGUGAUGGAGCCGGGUUUGCCCGCCCUGGUCAGCUGUGGCUCAACCCUGCAGGGCCGCUGCUUCCUGCAUGAACUGGAGCCUCGGGGGAAAGCCCUGCACUUAGCAGCACCAGCCUGCCUCUUCUCAGCAAGCAACAACCGGCCUGAGGCCUGCCCGGACUGUGUGGCUAGCCCCCUGGGCACUCGUGUGACCGUGGUUGAGCAGGGCCAUGCCUCCUACUUCUAUGUGGCAUCUUCCCUGGACCCGGAGUUGGCUGCCAGGUUUAGCCCACGCUCAGUGUCCGUCCGUCGCCUAAAGGCCGAUGCUUCCGGAUUCCAACCAGGUUUUCCUUCGCUGUCUGUGCUGCCCAAACAUCUGUCCUCCUACCUUAUCAAAUACGUGCACAGCUUCCGCUCAGGAGACUUUGUCUACUUUCUGACCGUGCAACCUAUCAGCGUGACAAGCCCUCCCGGUGCCCUGCAAACACGUCUGGCCCGGCUCAGCGCUGUAGAGCCAGAGAUCGGCGGCUACCGGGAGCUGGUCUUAGACUGUCAGUUUGCACCUAAACGCCGGCGGCGGCGGCGUGGAGCUGUCCAGGAGAGCACACACUCCUACCCGGUGCUUCAGGCAGCCCACUCUGCUCCAGUGGAUGCCAAACUGGCUAUGGAGCUGAGCAUCCCAGAGGGCCAGGAAGUGCUGUUUGGGGUCUUUGUGGCUAUCAAGGAUGGUAGCUCUGGCACGGGUCCCAACUCUGUUGUCUGUGCCUUCCCCAUUUACCAGCUGGACACCCUGAUUGAAAAGGGUGUGGAAUUCUGUUGUGACUCUUCAAGUUCUCCUCCUGUCUCGAGAGGCCUUGACUUCUUCCAGACACCCAGUUUUUGUCCUAAUCCGCCUGGCAUAGAGGCCUCCGGCCCCAGCUUCCAGUGCCACUACUAUCCUUUGCGUGUCACCGGUACGUUCUCACGUGUGGACCUAUUCAAUGGACUGUUAGGAUCAGUGAAGGUCACUGCACUGCACGUGACACGCCUUGGCAAUGUUACGGUGGCCCACAUGGGCACUGCAGAUGGGCGUAUCCUCCAGGUGGAGAUAGCCAGGUCACUCAACUACUUGCUGUAUGUGUCCAACUUCUCCCUGGGCAGCAGUGGGCAGCCUGUUCAGCGGGACGUCAGCCGCCUUGGGAAUGACCUACUUUUUGCCUCCGGGGACCAGGUCUUCAAGGUACCUAUCCAGGGCCCUGGCUGCCGUCAUUUCCUCACCUGUUGGCGUUGCCUGAGAGCACAGCGCUUCAUGGGAUGUGGCUGGUGUGGGGACAGGUGUGGCCGGCAGAAGGAGUGUCCUGACUCCUGGCAACAGGACCACUGUCCACCUGAGAUCACUGAGUUCUAUCCUCACAGUGGGCCGCUAAGGGGCAGAACAAGGCUUACCCUGUGCGGCUCCAACUUCUACCUGAGGCCUGAGGUUGUGGUAUCUGAGAGAACACACCAGAUCACCGUGGGCCAAAGUCCCUGCCGACCGCUGCCUAAGGACUCUGCAAGCCAUAGGACAGUGUUCCACAAGGAAUUUGUAGAGGAACUUGAAUGUGAGCUGGAGCCUCUGAUCAGCCAGGCAGCGGAGACUACGAACGUCAGCCUCCUCAUCACUAACAUGGCGGCAGGCAAGCACUUCCGAGUGGAGGGCCUCUCGGUGCGGGAAGGCUUCUCUUUCAUGGAGCCAGUGCUGACAUCAGUAAAACCCAACUUUGGCCCACGGGCUGGCGGCACUUACCUCACCCUUCAAGGUCAGAGCCUGUCUGUGGGCACCAGCAGAGUCGUGCUGGUCAAUGGAACUCAGUGCCAGCUGGAACAGGUGAGUGAGGAGCAGAUUAUAUGUGUCACACCUCCUGGAGCCGGCCCAGCCAGGGUCCCCCUUCAUCUGCAGAUAGGGGGUGCUGAGGUGCCAGGCUCCUGGGCCUUCCAUUACAAGGAAGACCCUGUUGUGCUGGACAUCAGUCCCAACUGUGGCUACAGUGGCUCCCAUGUCACGAUCCAUGGCCAACAUCUGACUUCAGCAUGGCACCUAACACUGUUAUUCCAUGAUGGACAUAGCACAGUGGAGAACAGGCAGUGUGCAGGGCAGUUUCUGGAACAGCAGCGUCAGUGCCGCCUGCCUGAAUAUGUGGUCCGAAACCCUCAGGGGUGGGCAACAGGGAAUCUAAGCGUCUGGGGGGAUGGAGCAGCUGGCUUCACGCUGCCUGGUUUUCGCUUCCUGCCCCCACCCAGUCCACCCAGAGCUGGCCUGGCCCCGCUGAAGCCUGAAGAGCAUUCAGUUAAGGUUGAGUAUAUCGGGCUGGGUGCUGUAGCGGACUGCGUGACUGUGAACGUGACCGUGGGUGGUGAGAGCUGCCAACACGAGCUCCGAGGGGACGUGGUGGUCUGCCCCCUGCCCCCCUCCCUGCAACUUGGCAAGGACGGUGUCCCGCUGCAGGUCUGCGUAGGUGGCGAGUGUCACAUCCUGGGCCAAGUGGUUCAGUUGGGCCCAGGCAGGACCUCACAGCGCACGCUCCUUGUUGCUCUUUUGGCACUGAUCCUGCUUGUGGCUGCACUGGCCAUUGCGCUGAUCUUCAACUCCAGGAGACGGAAAAAGCAGCUAGUCCUUGCUCCCAACCCGGAUGACCUGGCAUCCCUGGAUCAGUCUCCCAGAGCCAUGUCCCUGUCCAUAUUCCGUUCCGGCUCUGACUACAGAAGUGGCCUUGGUGAGGCUGUGGGAGGCACUAGAAGCCAGGGCUUGCCCCUCCCCACAAGCUUUCACUCCCUCUCCCCAACAACACCCUCUGACGUUGAUGGUCCAGCUUCCAGCACCCCGAGCCAUGGAGAACCUUCAGAUGGUGUCCCACUGCUGCGCACAGAGUCCAUCCGGCUCAAGGAUCUGAACAGGAUGCUCCUGGCCGAGGUUAAGGAUGUGCUGAUUCCCCAUGAGCGAGUAGUCAUCCACAGUGACCAAGUCAUCGGCAAAGGUCACUUUGGUGUCGUCUACCAUGGAGAAUAUACAGACGAGGCCCAGAACCAGAUCCACUGUGCCAUCAAGUCCCUGAGUCGCAUCACAGAGGUUCAGGAGGUGGAAGCUUUCCUGCGGGAGGGGCUGCUCAUGCGUGGCCUACAUCACCCAAACAUUCUGGCUCUCAUCGGUAUCGUGGUACCCCCAGAGGGGCUUCCCCGGGUGCUGCUGCCUUACAUGCGCCACGGAGACCUGCUUCGUUUCAUCCGCUCUCCUGAGAGGAACCCCACUGUGAAGGACCUCAUCAGCUUUGGCCUGCAGGUAGCCUGUGGCAUGGAGUACCUGGCUGAGCAGAAGUUUGUGCACAGAGACCUGGCUGCCAGGAACUGCAUGCUGGACGAGUCAUUCACAGUCAAGGUGGCUGACUUCGGGCUGGCCCGUGACAUCCUCGACAAGGAAUACUACAGCGUUCGGCAGCAGCGCCAUGCUCGCCUGCCUGUCAAGUGGAUGGCACUGGAGAGCCUUCAGACCUACAGAUUCACCACCAAGUCUGAUGUGUGGUCAUUCGGUGUGCUGCUGUGGGAGCUGCUAACACGGGGUGCCCCACCAUACCCCCAUGUCAACCCUUUCGACCUCACUCACUUCCUGGCUCAGGGCCGUCGCCUGCCUCAGCCUGAGUACUGUCCCAAUUCAUUGUACCGGGUGAUGCUGCAAUGCUGGGAGGCUGACCCAGCAUCAAGACCCACCUUCAGAGCCCUAGUGAUGGAAAUAGAGCGGGUCGCGGCCUCACUGCUCGGAGACCACUACGUGCAGCUGUCCGCAGCGUAUGUGAACCUAGGCCCCAGCGCCACGGAUGAUGUGACUAUGCUUCCGGAGCAGCCACAGGCUUCACCUCAGCAUCACAGGGCCAUGUCAAGACCCCGGCCUCUCUCAGAGCCACCUCUGCCCACUUGACCAAAGCCCUAAGUAGGCCACAGGGACUAGACCUGCUGAGAGGCCUCAAGCAGGCCCCAAGCUGCCUCUGGGCUAUAACAAGCUGAAGGGCACUGGACCUCCACCUUUUAACUUUCUAGGGCUACUGGAGGUGGGAAACAGGGCCCAUUUAAGUCCCUCACUCCUGCAUGAGCCAGUGUAUUUUUUGUAGCAUGUAUUUAUGGAAUGUUUGUUUUGUACCUGUCUGAUGAGCAGAGGACUCAGCAAUGAUCACAGAGAUACCACAGUGUAAAUCACUAAAAAACAAAAUAAUAAAUGAAUAUUCAAGCACA
Molecule: messenger RNA, 6377 nt
Organism: Meriones unguiculatus (Mongolian gerbil)
Lineage: Eukaryota; Metazoa; Chordata; Mammalia; Rodentia; Muridae
Gene: Mst1r
Product: macrophage stimulating 1 receptor
Exons: 19
Coding region: 1786-6066 (1426 amino acids)
Biological process (GO): protein phosphorylation; cell surface receptor protein tyrosine kinase signaling pathway; phagocytosis
Cellular component (GO): signaling receptor complex; membrane
Molecular function (GO): transmembrane receptor protein tyrosine kinase activity; protein binding; ATP binding
Source: RefSeq, a predicted model, not a curated record